This is a messenger RNA of Cucumis sativus (cucumber), 852 nucleotides long. RefSeq names its product RING-box protein 1a. The transcript has 5 exons. Lineage: Eukaryota; Viridiplantae; Streptophyta; Magnoliopsida; Cucurbitales; Cucurbitaceae. Gene Ontology annotation, cellular component: cullin-RING ubiquitin ligase complex; nucleus. The record is from RefSeq and is a predicted model, not a curated record. Gene Ontology annotation, biological process: protein ubiquitination; ubiquitin-dependent protein catabolic process. The coding region runs from base 123 to 476 and encodes 117 amino acids. Gene Ontology annotation, molecular function: cullin family protein binding; ubiquitin protein ligase activity; zinc ion binding.
UAUAAAAGUUCAAUGGGCAAAUAACACAUUUUUUGGAAAAUAAAAAAUAUUAGGAAUUGAGUCCGCCCGCGCCGUGUGCAGCCGACGGAGGAGGAAGAAGCUUCUUUUAUUGCCAGUUAUUUAUGGCCACCUUGGACUCCGACGUUCCAAUGGUUCCAGCCGUCGAGGCUUCGAGCAGUGCCGGUCCUUCAUCUUCCAAGAAACCCAAGCGUUUUGAGAUCAAAAAAUGGAACGCCGUCGCUCUUUGGGCAUGGGAUAUCGUUGUCGAUAACUGUGCGAUCUGUAGGAACCAUAUCAUGGAUCUUUGUAUUGAGUGUCAAGCUAACCAGGCCAGCGCAACCAGCGAGGAAUGUACCGUAGCUUGGGGGGUGUGUAAUCAUGCAUUUCAUUUCCACUGUAUCAGUAGAUGGUUGAAGACACGUCAAGUUUGCCCAUUGGAUAAUAGCGAAUGGGAAUUUCAGAAGUAUGGUCACUAGAACUUUCGUGCUGUUGAGGAUAUGAUUUUUAUUCCUUAAAAUUCUCUUGGGGCUAUAAGGGUUUUGACGAUGGACUCUCCCAAUAAGAUUUCUGAACUAGCAGUCUCAAGAUGCAUUUUGUUGAACUACAGUUAUGCAGAGGAUUAAAUGACGCCAACUUGAAUACAUUAUCUGAUUAUACUCCGGAGUUGUUUAUAGAAAACGGGGUAGCACUUGAACGUUAGUUUGUUGUUGUGUGUGUGCAUGUUUGUUUGUUUGCUUUUUUAAUUUAAACAAUCGGGUUAAUCCUUUGUUUUACUGCUGCUUACAAUAUCUGUACUUGUAUUUACUUUAAGGUUUCAAUUAAUCUGGAAAAUUUGGAUUUAUUUUAGUUGCC